Molecule: messenger RNA, 831 nt
Organism: Trypanosoma brucei brucei TREU927
Lineage: Eukaryota; Euglenozoa; Kinetoplastea; Trypanosomatida; Trypanosomatidae
Exons: 1
Coding region: 1-831 (276 amino acids)
Biological process (GO): maturation of 5.8S rRNA; maturation of LSU-rRNA
Cellular component (GO): nucleolus; preribosome, large subunit precursor
Source: RefSeq, a predicted model, not a curated record
AUGAACCAUGAUGAUGCGAUGUGGAACGUUAUGGGGCAAACUUUCUGUUCAUUUAAAGUUAAGACGCACGACGAUAAGGCUCGUUUCUGCCGCAACCCGUACAACGUGACAGGUCUCUGCCAACGUGGUGUAUGCCCCCUUUCAAACGCACAAUACGCCACAGUGGUCGAACAUGACGAUGAGCUUUACCUUUAUGUCAAGACAGCGGAGCGUGCGCACCUGCCUCGGCGGCAAUGGGAGAAAGUCCGACUUGACGCUAAUUUUCCACGUGCGCUUGCUCAGAUUGAUGAAGAGCUACAGUGGUGGGACCAAAAGCUUGUGAACAAGGUCAAGGCCCGGCUGCUGCGACUUAAGCAGUAUUUGAUGCGGCGCCGAAAGAUGUUGUUAGAGCCAAAGGUGGAGUACGUUUCCGUAAACAAGCGCCAGGAGGAUAAGUUGAUCCGUCGCGAGGCAAAGGCAGAAGCUGCGGCACGGUUGGAACUGGAAGUGGAGAAGGAGCUGUUGGAGCGGUUGCGAAGUGGGACAUAUGACAGCGUGAUCAAUUGCAGUCUUGAGGCAUUUGAGCGGGUACUCGAUCGUGAGGAGGACCGCACUGAGUUCGAAGCGUUAGAAGAUGAGGAGGAUGAGGAGUUCCCCGAGUUUGUGAUGGACGAUGAGUUGGAUGAGGAAGAAGAAAUGGAGGAAAGCAAUAGAAAAAUAGGCAAAAGGGGUGAUUCUUCGGUGGUGCACCGUAGUGGUCGUGGAACACGGCGGCAGCGGCUUGUAAUUGAGGAAGAGGUGGAGCAAGAGCCCGUUUCUAAGCGGGUCCGCACGGCUGAUUUGGAUUGGUGA